AUGUCAAAAAAAUCAAUUGCUAUCAUCGGUAUUUCAGGUUCCUUAGGUCAACCAGUUCUUGAUGCUUUCAGUUCUGCUACUUUUAAAGAUCAAGUUAAGUUCCCUAUUAAGGUUAUUUCAAGACAAAAGAUUGAAUCUACUGAUUUAGUUGAAUAUAUUCAACUUGAUUUAAGUGAAGAAACUAUUCCUCAAUAUGUUAAAGAAUUAAAAGGGUUCAAUACUAUUAUUGAAUUAAUUCCAUCAAAUCCAACUUUAUUUGAAUUAGUUAAUAAGAUCAUUGUUCAAGUUAAACCAGAUUUAUUUAUCCCAUCUCAAUUCGGAUUAGAAAUUGAUCAAGUUAAUACUUAUUUACCUAAAUUCUUAGGUCAUAAAACUAAUCAGUCUGCUGUGGUUAGAGCUGCUAAUGUUAAAGUUGUUGAAUUAAUCACUGGGUUUUUCAUCUUACCUGGUUUUUACUUAUAUGAAGUGGUUCAACAAGUUGGUAUUAAUCCAAAGGAUAACAGUUAUGAACAAUUUGGGGAUUUAAAUAAUAAAAUCGCGGUUAAUCAUGUUGAUAAUAUCGCUAGUUCAAUUGCAAGUUUAUCAACUUAUCCAUCUCCAAAUGAAUUACCUGAUAAAGUUAGAAUUGCUGGGGAUGAAAUUAGUUUUAAUCAAAUUAUUAAAACUUUUGAAAAGAAUCAUAAUGUAACUUUAACUAAAAAGAGAGAAUUAACUUCGGAUGAAGCUUUAGCUGAAUUAAAACAUUUAUUCGCUACUGAAGGUCCUAAGCAUGAAAAAGCUUUAUAUUACUUACAUGUUGUCGCUUCUCAAGGUACUAAUAAAGGUAUUCAUUAUUCAACCAAUGAAAAUGAAAUCGUUAAUCCUGGUGAAAAAUAUUGGAAAUGGAUUAAAUAUUAG
Molecule: messenger RNA, 897 nt
Organism: Scheffersomyces coipomensis
Lineage: Eukaryota; Fungi; Ascomycota; Pichiomycetes; Serinales; Debaryomycetaceae
Product: CIP1 protein
Exons: 1
Coding region: 1-897 (298 amino acids)
Source: RefSeq, a predicted model, not a curated record